CGAUUGUUCCGAGAGAUUAAGUUAUGGUUGAAACUUGAGCACGAAAAUAUCGUUCCUCUCUUUGGAGUUACAGAUGGAUUUGGUUCCCUCCCAGCACUCAUCUCUCCAUGGUUCCAAAAUGGCACUCUGACCGGAUACCUUCAGCGUAAGCAUAAGAUGCUUUCCUACAAUGCAAAAUUUGCACUGCUCAGGGAUGUAGCUCGUGGACUUCAAUAUCUCCACUCGCAGUCAAUCAUCCAUGGAGACUUGAGCGGUAAUAAUAUUCUUGUUGACAAGAAUGGAAAAGCAAGCCUUGCCGAUUUUGGUCUUUCUGCCCUCCUUCCUGAAAGAACGAGUCAGGCAUUGUUGCCCACCAAUCCCACGUGCACUGCACCAUACAUGGCGCCAGAAUACUUAAUAUUCGAUGAUGAAGGCAACAUGUCACUGGUAUUCACUUCGAAAAGCGACGUGUACUCUUUUGGGGGGAUCAUGCUACAGGUACUUUUGGAGGGCAAGAUCCCAUACCAUUAUAUUGCCAGAUAUGAAGCCAUAAUUCACUGCAUAUCACAAGGGAUAAGACCCAAAAGGCCGCCCGCACCUGUGAUCAGCGAUGUUGACUGGGAUUUCAUUCAGAGUUGUUGGUCACGGGAUAUGGAGCAUCGACCCUCUGACGAAGCCAUCCUAAAAUUUGUGGAAGGACGGGCUGUCCUGAAUCCAGUUUGUGGGUGA
Suillus subaureus is the source of this 708-nucleotide messenger RNA. RefSeq names its product kinase-like domain-containing protein. NCBI's taxonomy places the organism in Eukaryota, Fungi, Basidiomycota, Agaricomycetes, Boletales, Suillaceae. Gene Ontology annotation, molecular function: protein kinase activity; ATP binding. Gene Ontology annotation, biological process: protein phosphorylation. The record is from RefSeq and is a predicted model, not a curated record. The transcript has 5 exons. The annotation marks the transcript as partial.